Molecule: messenger RNA, 1922 nt
Organism: Puccinia graminis f. sp. tritici CRL 75-36-700-3
Lineage: Eukaryota; Fungi; Basidiomycota; Pucciniomycetes; Pucciniales; Pucciniaceae
Exons: 3
Coding region: 442-1257 (271 amino acids)
Source: RefSeq, a predicted model, not a curated record
GUUUUCCUCCACAUUUCGGAAGCAGGUUUCCGGACUCGGAGACGAGAUUUUUUAUAAGAUGCCGAGCUGGCUUAUGUUGAUUUUUGCCGAACCUUUGUUGUGUCACGAUCUUGUAUUCAGUCCCCGGGGGAGACUAGGGGGUCUAAUGUAGUAGGCUGAUCAUUCAGAUGGGGAUCCGAUCAGGGUAAACGACAAGACCCCUCUCGGAAGACAGCUGCUUCCCUUCGAUUUUUCUUUUCCUCCUUCCGUGUCCGCUGUAUCCCACUUCAUAUCUCCUGCCGAACAUACACAUCCAAUACACUUUUCCUAACUCCUUCUCCCCUUCUCUCCUCCCCACCCUCUCCCCAAAAAAAGAAAGAUACAUAGCUUCCUUCUCCCUCCCCCUCCCAACAAAAAAACACAAACAAGUUUUUUUUUUCGACUCAAGCAAAUCAGUCCAUCAUGAAAACCAAUGACCCUAAUCCCAAGUUCUUAGGAUGCUUAUCUCUCAGUCAAACACAGACACUAUAUUCCGUGAUCCUCCUGACGAUCUCGUUGCUCACACUCUCCAACCUGUCCAGCCCGACCACCUCGCCAUCAACCUUACUGCUUUUCCAUCGUCCGUCCGGCGGAGCAGCAGAAGAAGAAGCCGAAGAAGAGCUCUUGAACUCCCGCACCGUGCUCGAAUUGGCCAUCGUCUUCCUGCGGCUCCUGGCUCAAUCGGCGCUGCUCUCCAGUCUCAUCAGCUUGCUCGGAACGCUCUUCUUCGGACGAAGCGAGCGCUUGCAACGACCGUUAAAGAUCCAAGCGAUCAUGAACAUGUUGAUGAGUGGGUUCGGAAGCAUCGUGAUGAUGACGGUAGAUUUCUCGAAGAAUCUGCAGAGCUCGGCGGCCCAUGAGCUGUGUCAAUUUGCGCUAGGCUCGGACAGUCUAGCGAGUCUCUCCCGGACGCCGGACUAUGGCUUGUCGACCCAAUCCUUCUCCUUCUUGUUCUUCAAUUGGCCCUCGCCCGGCUUGUUGGUCGACGAGAAUUGCGACGAACGCGCCGCCUCCCUCGUCUUCCCCGCCCUCAUCCUCCUCUCCCUCUGUAACCUCUUCCAUCUCCAUCUGCUCCAUGUCCUCUUCUCCAAUCCUUCUUCGCAACCCCCCUCCACCCUCCCUUCUUCGGCUUCCAAUCUCAAAUCUCCGCUCUUGCCCAUCCAUCGCUCUUCGGCCGAAUCACAUACCGCCCCUCCUCCCCACCUCCUUCCUCUCGAAAAAAAUCUCAUCAUCCUCUGAAAACAAAAAAAAUUCAAUACAUCAAAACUCCUACCCUCGUCUAUAUAGCUUUUCCUCUUCUUUUUUUUUGUCAAAAUCCUGGGUAUUAUGUACUUCAUUUUUUUUUCUGGCCGGGGGGAGAAGGGGGUCUGUUUAAAUAAAAAGGGGUCGUCUCUCCAUCAACUACGUCUCUCACACACCAAAAGCAAUUGUUUGUUUUUUCUGAUUUGUUGUUGUUCUUUUUAUCAUCGUUAUCAUAGUCCAAUUCCAACAAUUCAUCCACUGAUUCCUUCAUUCAAUCCUUCAAGUUGUUGUAUUAUUACCACUACUCCUACUACUACUACUCUUCUUCUUUCUUUUGUAAUCAUUCAUUCUUCUCCUUGGUUCUUGGUUCUUUCUUUUUAUCCUUGUCUUUCCACUUCAAUACUUAUACUUACAUAUCUAUACACAAAAAUAUAUAAGUUCAAUCAAUCAAAUUCAGAUUCAGAUUGAGAUUCAAAGAAGGGUCUCUUUGCUGAUGCCCAUCUCAACAAAUAAAUCCAGAAUAUCCAUAUAUUUAUACCACUUGACUUUCCUCUAUUCCAUCUUUUCUUCCCCCUUAUAUGAUGUGUAGGGUUGUGUGUCCAAUCAAGAUAGAUAUCUUCAUGUGUGUCGGCAAGGACACAAGGGUUUUAUACAUCAUCUGU